This is a messenger RNA of Dissoconium aciculare CBS 342.82, 4700 nucleotides long. RefSeq names its product glycosyl hydrolase. NCBI's taxonomy places the organism in Eukaryota, Fungi, Ascomycota, Dothideomycetes, Mycosphaerellales, Dissoconiaceae. The transcript has a single exon. Gene Ontology annotation, biological process: Golgi to vacuole transport; Golgi to endosome transport; protein targeting to vacuole. Gene Ontology annotation, cellular component: Golgi apparatus; membrane. Gene Ontology annotation, molecular function: protein binding. The record is from RefSeq and is a predicted model, not a curated record. The coding region runs from base 156 to 4568 and encodes 1470 amino acids.
CUUAUAGCCACUCCCGCGUUCAGUCAAUUGGCCGCGUUUCCUCACUCUAAAUUGUCCACUCGCAUUAUCAGGUCAUUCAUUGCCUGCUGAAGCUUCACAUGUCGCCAUUCUGACUUGGUCCGAUUUACAAUCACUCGAGAAUCGCAUCCACCAAUAUGCAUCGGCCAGCUGGCCCGUUCCGAGUUAUUCUCGGCUUUCUCUUGUCUCUGCUGAUACUCCAAGCAUCUGGAAAGAAGGACAAGCCCGAUAUCAUCACCACCGACCUUGACGGAAUUCCAUCAAAUUUCCUUUACUUCGAGGACAGUGAUGUCGCCUUAUUCACGGACCAAGAUGCGCAUACGGCAUACCGAUCUAGUGAUGGAGGCGCAAACUGGAAGCCGCUCUCGGGCGUGGAAAAGGGCGACGUAUUGGACGUCCUGAUGCAUCCCUAUGAUCGAAGAGUUGCAGUCGCAGUAGGUGGACACAACAAACAUUGGAUGACUUCGGAUCGCGGAGAGACGUGGCAGGAGUUUAGUACACCGGAACCUGCUUCGCGGAUAAGGCCUGGAAUCGCGUUUCAUGCGACCGAUCCUAAGCGCAUGAUCUUCAUGGGACAGUCAUGUGUUGGACCAUUCUGUGAAGAUCUCGUAUUCUAUACUCUCGACGGGUUCAAGACAACUGAACGACUCCGGGAUAGCCUAGUCAAUUGUCUUUGGGCUAAAUCCACGGAACUAUUUACGACAGGAGACAAGGAGCUUGACUCCAAUCUCAUUCUGUGUGUUGCGACUGGCAAGUUCUCCUUGUUCUCUUCCGAAUUGAGGAUUGUUACGUCGUCCGAUUUCUUCAAGACGGAAGAAGAGCCGCGUGUCGAAGGUAUUACCAUCCAGGGAAUCACCAAUCUUGCAGCCGUGAGGCGCUAUUUGGUGUUCGCGGCCAAGAGCAAAGCAACCGUCGAAUUGGCUCUAUACGUCACAGAUGACGCGAAGACAUGGCGCCGCGCCGAAUUUGGCGAGCACAAAUUGGAGGAGAAUGCGUAUACUUUGCUGGAGAGUACUAACUACAGCAUGCAAGUGGACGUUAUGCCAACGCGAUCGCUGAUGGGAAACCUUCUCACGUCCAACAGCAAUGGCACAGAGUUCACGAAGAACAUAGAUCACACCAAUCGAAACGCUCAAGGUUUCGUCGACUUUGAAAAGGUCGCCAACCUACAGGGUGUCGUCCUUGUGAACGUUGUGAACAACCACGAAGAACUGGAGAAGUCGCGGGAUGCCGAGAAAAAGCUUGCGUCCAAGAUAUCUUUCGACGACGGACAUACCUGGGAAGAUCUCAAGGCUGGCUCGAAACAACUGCACCUUCACUCCGUCACUGAGCAACGAAACAUCGGACGCCUGUUCAGCAGUUCAGCGCCAGGUAUGGUAAUGGGAGUCGGCAACACAGGAAAGACUUUGAACGCGUACGAAAAAGGCGACCUUUAUGUCUCCGACGAUGCCGGUCUCAACUGGAAACGUGCGCUCGAGGGCCCACAUAUCUACGAAUUCGGUGCUCAAGGAUCCGUGCUUGUCGCCAUUGAAGAUGGUGAAACGGAUGAGAUCAAAUGGUCUCUCGAUCAUGGUGAAAAAUGGUCGUCAACGAAACUCGAUAAGAAAGUGGUUCCGUUUGCACUGACAACGACUCCCGACUCGACGUCGCUCAAAUUUCUCUUAGUCGCAUCGGUGGGCAAGGGAAAGAAGGCAUCCUGGCAGACCGUCAGUUUCGAUUUUGAGGGUUUGCAUGAACGCGAAUGCAAGGAUAGUGACUUCGAGGUCUGGACGGCGCGGGUCGACGACAAAGGGAAGCCCAUUUGUGUCAUGGGCCACAUUCAAAAAUUCAAGCGAAGAAAAGCGGACGCGGACUGUAUCGUCGCGAACGACGAUUUCGCCGAUCCUGUGGAGGAGUCAGAGAAAUGUGAGUGCACCAAAGAAGACUUCGAAUGUGACUACAACUUCAGGCUUGAGGAUGAUAAGUGCGUUCCCGCGGGUCCGAUUCAGGCCCCCAAAGAUGCUUGCCAAAGUGAUGGUGGCAAGUUUGAGGGUUCUUCCGGCUAUCGCUUGGUCCCAGGCAAUCAGUGUAAGGGCGGCGUUGACCUGGCUAAGCCAGUAUCCCGUCCUUGUGGGGACAGCAAGACACCCGUCGCAAAUGGUGAGAUAUCGAGCGAGGUCACCAACUUCGAUGGAAGCAAAGUUUUGGAGUGGUACUAUCUUGAGCGCGAGCCAACAGCCCGUGGCGAUGACGAGACUGUGGUUAUGCGAACAAAAGAGCGUGACGUAUGGAUCACUCACGAUCAUGGAAAGACGUGGCGCGAGAUUCUGAAGGGCGAAGACGUCCUCGCAAUCUACCCACAUCAGUACAUCAACGACUACGUAUAUUUCAUCACUCCUAAAGACAAGGUGUUCUACUCGGCGGAUCGUGGCCUUGAGAAGAAAUACAAGUACUUCAAAGCUCCCGAAUCACCGACUCACGAAAAUAUUCAGAUCAUACAGUUCCAUCCCAAGAACAAGGACUGGCUCAUUUGGACUGGUGGUCGUGACUGUAGUGGGGCGUCGAAAUCCGAUUGCACGUCCAUGGCACAUGUCUCGUUCAAAGGAGGUGAUGACUGGGAGAAGCUUCUUCCCGCGGUGCGCAAAUGUCUCUUCGUCUAUAGAGAAGACCGGCCAGAGUCGGAGAAGCGCAUCUUUUGCGAGCAGUACGAGAACGAGAAUCGAGAUGAGCCUGUUCAGCUACUGAGCAGUGACGACAUGUUCGCUCACAAGACUAAGAUGAAAUCCGACGUCAUCAAUUUCGCGUCAAUGGCGGAGUACCUCGUGGUGGCAGUUCGCGAUGAGGACAAGAAGUCCUUGAAGGUGGAUACCAGCAUCGACGGUGUAACGUUUGCGGAUGCCAAGUUCCCUCACAAUUUCAAUGUCCCACAUCAGCAGGCAUACACUGUACUCGAUUCAAGCACACACGCAGUAUUCCUUCAUGUUACGGUCAACGGCAAGGAAGACCAAGAGUACGGAAGCAUCCUCAAGAGCAACAGCAACGGCACUUCUUACGUCCUGUCCGUCUCAGAAGUCAACAGAAAUCGUAAUGGAUUUGUCGAUUUUGAAAAGAUGCAGGGUAUCGAAGGUGUCGCUCUCAUCAACCGCGUGGCCAAUGCCAAGGAUGUCGACGGUGGUGCGUCGAAGAAGUUGAAGACAUACAUCACCCACAAUGACGGUGCCGCCUGGGCGCUCAUUCCCCGACCUAAGGAUCCCCCGCGGGAAAUCGGAGAUCCGUUCGAAUGUAGGUCGUCCGGUGACAAGUGUGCUCUGCAUCUGCAUGGCUACACUGAGCGCGUCGAUCCUCGAGACACUUUCAGUUCCGCGAGUGCAAUCGGCAUGAUGUUUGCAAACGGUAAUGUCGGCGAGUUCCUCGGUCGCAAGGCUGAUGCGGACACAUUCGUCACCAGGGAUGGUGGUAUUAGUUGGAAUUUAGUCGCUAAGGGUAACUGGAUGUGGGAAUAUGGUGAUCAAGGCUCCAUUGUCGUCAUUGUGAAGCAGGGCGAGUCGACCAGCACCAUCCGCUACUCAUUGGACGAAGGCGUGACCUGGAAAGAAUACAAAUUCGGCAGCGAGAUGAUCGUCGACGACAUCUCUACUGUACCAAGCGACACGAGCCGCAAUUUCCUGCUCUGGGGCAGAAUUGGCGGCAAGCUCUCGACUGUCAACAUCGACUUCAGCGGCUUGAAGGAAAGAAGCGAGCAAUGCAAGAUUGACGAAUCUAACGAGGGCAAGAGCGACUACGAUCUCUGGUCACCAAAGCAUCCUCUCCUGAACGACGAUUGCCUCUUCGGCCAUGUGACAGAGUACCACCGUAAGAAGGCCGAGCGGAACUGUUUCAUCGGUCGACAGCCCGAGACUCUCCACAGCAUUGGCCGCAACUGCUCAUGUACUCGAGAGGACUUCGAAUGUGACUACAAUUACGAGAGCGAUGAGCACGGCCAGUGCACUCUCGUACCGGGUCUCAGCAAGGCUGAUCCUGCGGAGGUGUGCAAGAAGAAUCCUGAACUUACAGAAUACUUCGGUAUCACCGGCUACCGCCGCAUCCCUCUCAGCACAUGCACCGGCGGGCGCGACCUUGAAUACACCAGCAUCGUGCAUCCCUGUCCCAACCACGAAGAAGAAUUCAAUCAGAAGCACGGCAUCAGCGGCGUGGGCCUCUUCUUCGCCAUCUUCCUGCCCAUCGCCGCCGCGGCUGGAAUCGGCUACUGGGCAUUCAGAAACUGGGAUGGCAAAUUCGGUCGCAUUCAGCUCGGCGAUAGCUUCGGCUCGAGCUCACGCGGCGCCUUCGACCGCGAUGCGACAUGGAUCAAAUAUCCCGUCAUCGCCCUUUCCGGUGUUGUGGCCGUGCUCGCGACUUUACCAAUGCUCGCGGGCAGCCUCUGGAGGAUCAUCUCGACUAGACUGGGCCGGAGUCGGUCGGGUUACAGCAGCCGUCCAUACACCAGCCGAAGCAGCUUCCAGCGAGGCAAUUACGCUGUGAUGGACCCUGAUGAGGGCGAGUUCCUGGGCGACUCCGAUGAUGACAUUUGAGCGAUGGGCCCAUUAAAUAGCUUUGUAUCAUGUAUCUUUUGACAAACGCGAUGGAAUGUAUGUAUCUAUAUGAUUGCAGAAAUAAGACUUUACGCGGAACCUGCGCAAUCGCCCAUCGUGCAGGGAUUUUGA